Molecule: messenger RNA, 4484 nt
Organism: Porites evermanni
Lineage: Eukaryota; Metazoa; Cnidaria; Anthozoa; Scleractinia; Poritidae
Source: the annotation of a GenBank genome assembly
AUGGAGGUUCGGAAAUGUUUGAAAUCUCCUGAAACAUUGGAUGAUGUCGUGAAAGGUCUUCAUGUUCUUUUUGAGGACGACCAUGUGAAUGUUGAAGAGGUUAUUUCGUUUUUAUCAUCGUAUCGUUCAAACCCCGCGGAUUGGGCGAAGUACGCAAAUUAUGAUCCUCACAGGUGGGGCGAUGACAUUAUGUUGAUCAUUUGUGUGUUUAUUAAGUCUUAAUCGAAGUCUAUAAUCUAAAAGUGUUUUGAUGGUGUGAUUAAAAAAUUCUUCAGGUACACAAGGAACUUGGUAGACGAAGGAAAUGGCAAAUUUAACUUGAUCGUGUUGUGCUGGGGAGAAGGUCAAGGCAGGUUAGUCCAAUUACGAUUUACCUGCCAAAUGUAAGCUCAUCUUUUUUCAAGAAUCUUUGCCUUCGUUAAAAUGAUAGAAAUAUCAAAAACCGAGUGACCAAAUUGUUUAGGAAGUUGUGCGAUACACACUUAUUUGAGCUAUAAUUAUGUAAUAUGCAAAUUGCUACAAAUUAAUGACGCAACCGCGGAAUUCGAAGUUCCCGCUAAUUAGAACAGUUUGCCUCGGAAACUUUGCGCUUACGGAGAUAUUAUAAGCUUAAGUAUUUCACUUUUUAUUAGUUUAUCGUUUAGACAUUAGAUCCAAGUUUAUGGCCAAACCACAACAAUCUCUUGAUCACUAAUGAUUUUUCUUGUGCACAAGUGAACUGGGAAGUAAUAUUGUUUUGUUGAAGAGUCCUGUCCACUCAAGGGAGUCAGUAACGUAACCAGCAUUAAAGUCAAACCGGGAAAACCAUGAGCACCAGAAAUAAUUCUGGAAAGUCAUUUUGUUGCAAGAAAAAACCAAUCAGUGGUGAGAAAACUAAACCACAAGCAAGAAGUAAUUAAUGCAUGGUUUUGUUGCAAGCUCAUGUGUCCUUAUCUUUUAUCAUAACACAAUGAACAUUAUUUUCUGAAAUAUUUGGUAAGAUUUCUAUCUAACCCCAUACAUUUAUUAUGCAUGCAACAAUUUCAUACUUUUUCUCACAAAAAUAGUUAAUGUGGAUGGAUUCGAAACAUGCAAGGGUAAUAAAUGUAUGGGUUCACGGUUUUUGACGGUUUGACUGUGAGUUAUGGAAACAUUUUACUUGGGUUAGAGACUAAUGUGAGUGCUUAACCUGCACUUGCUGAAGUAUGAAUGGGUAAUAUCCGCUAUUGACCAAGUGUGUGGUCAAGAUGGAUAGAUAUUGGCCAAUGUGUUUGUCCUUCCUUAAAACUGCAAAAAAUAGAAGGAAGCCAAUAUCAGUAAAUUUGUUAAAAAUAAACAUGGUGAGACCUGAGACUCAUCUUGUGAUAAAUCAUGAGUCCCAGUCCAGAACCAAUGAGUUAAAAAAGUGCCUGAAAUCAAAAUGCUUGGGCCUUUAUGUAACCAGACAGUUAUAAUCUGAAGACAGACUUCAAAACUCAGUAUUACAGUGUACUGAAUAAAUUAAAAUAUAGUCCUUCUAUUUUAAAGCACAACAAAGACUAAAAGAAAUAUUCAUUGUUAAACAGUAUCCCUAAUAGUGGCCUCAGAACUUACACAAACAGGUCGGAUAUUUCUACAAAUGCAGAUAUUCAGAUCAAUUGAUUGAUCUUUGCGUCCUACGAGAUGCAUGUCAUGAAUAAAUUAUUUUGCAUCUUUGGGGAUUUUUAUGCAUCAGAGACACAAGACAAAGAGGCAGAGGUUUCAAUAAAUAUUGAAGUAGGCAGCAGGUUUGAAUAGAGUAACCGACUGUAUCAAAAAGGGGCUGUUGGACCCCGUUUAUUAAGGGGGGGGGGGGGGGGGNUUUGCGUCCUACGAGAUGCAUGUCAUGAAUAAAUUAUUUUGCAUCUUUGGGGAUUUUUAUGCAUCAGAGACACAAGACAAAGAGGCAGAGGUUUCAAUAAAUAUUGAAGUAGGCAGCAGGUUUGAAUAGAGUAACCGACUGUAUCAAAAAGGGGCUGUUGGACCCCGUUUAUUAAGGGGGGGGGGGGGUCUGGGUGCCUUCUGCCCCAGAAAAACUUUGAAAUUCCAAAGCCCUAAAAUGCGAUUUUCAGCAUUCUGGGGACUAAGUUUAAGGACAAAAGAGCGUGUUUUUCAUUCCUAGAGGCAAUGGACAAAUGAUGGAAAUUAAAUUAAGUACUUUUCCACGUAAACAAAUUCUGCGUAAACCUAUAAAGAAACUUGUGAAAAAAUGACUGAAUUAUAGCAUUCACGUGACUAAAGCAUAAUGUCACACCAGUGGGCCUUUCGGAAAACAAAUCAUGACUACGUUUUCAUUCAGAUUUUGAUAUAUUUUUGUUUACAACAUUAUUCAAACUAGUUGCUUCUUCUUUCCAGAAAAAAGUAGCCGACCUUAAUGUGUAAAGUCGCCGACUCGUUUCGUCGGCAGUGGUUGCUUAUUGAAACCCUAGAAGAGGUAACAAAAUCACUGCAAUAUAAAGAAUUUACAGCCACCUUGACAGAACAAGCUUGGUCAAUUAAGAAUUUACUAUUUCACAUUUAUCAGUAUCCUUUAAGACCAUAACAAGACAAUGGCAUUUGCUGUCAUGAAACAACAUUCACAGGGUCUGCUUUCCCUUGGCUAUUGCUGGAAUGGUUUUCUUACAUACUGUCUCAGAGCCUUUGCACUGAUUGCUGGUUUCUGCUAUCCAUUGUACUCUCACAUUUCAUUGGCUCAGACAAACUGUUCCAUUUGUCUUAAAUAGUCCAGUUUCAAUUUCAUCACGGCUGCUGAAUAGAAGCACUUAAGACCCAUUUAUACAGCGUUAGCCUCACCAUAAAGUAAAAUAUUCACAAAUUCCCAGCAAGGAGGUGCCUUAAUGUGAGUUUAAAAUGAUAUACACAGCUGUACGCAGGUCUUCUUCUGACUGGAAUUUGUGAAUAUAUUACCUUAGGUUGAUGCUAACCGUGUAUAAAUGAGUCUACAGUGCUUCUAUUCAGCAGCCACGACCAGUUUGAAACACUGGUAGGAGUCUCAACAAAAGCUCUGUCUGGUUCUCUCAGACAAGUAGAUUUUCUUGCUGGGCAGGUAUAUUUUUAAGCUCACAGGCAACAAGUAAUCUUUUAACUAAAGUAAUUAGCUAAGACAAGCAAGCAAUGGCCCUAGGCAAGCAAACUGUGAGGGCUGAUUGUCCAAAGAAAACGUUGGAAUUAAUUUUUUUUAAGCCCUUGCAUUUCAAAAGUAAUGUCUUAGGAAACUACCCAAAUUAUUGGACAGUUUUCCAAAAUGGAAGGGUAACCACUUUUAUUGGAUUAAUUAACGGACCAUCAUACAGGUUUUAGUCACCCAAAAAUAUGUUUCCUUUUUUUUUACAGCUCCAUUCAUGAUCAUUCUGAUGCUCACUGCUUUCUAAAAGUACUUGAUGGAAGACUCAAGGAAACUCAGUUUGCUUGGCCUUCAGAAUCUGAUCCUGAAAAACCUCUGGAACCAAUUGCAACAAGGUUUCAGGAGACAAACGAAGUUGCAUACAUUAAUGGUAUGAUAAAUUGUCAUUUGUGCACAAAACAACAGCAAGCUGACAAAAAUGUUAAAUCCCAUUGACACAUCAUAUCAUUUCUAGCAAAAAAAAGAGAAACUGUCUAAACUUUAUACCGUAAAUGCUCGAAUUAGUUCCCUCCUUCAAAAAGGUGAGGCUAACAAUUUUAGUUAAGCUCCCCUUCAAAUAUGCAUCCCCAACCCUCCCCUAACAGAGAUAAAAUAUUAUUACUGAGUGCAUUAUUAAAUUAGAAGGAGGUCAAUAUCUUGAACUCAAGAGGACAGGUUGUUAGAGGAAACAGGAUUUGGAGUGUGAGAUUAGGCCUAUGCGGUUACAGAAAUAAUAUUGUUAGCCCACUCCUCGGAAAACAAAAUGAAUGCCUCCUUUGGAUUAGUGUCCCUCUCUUGACUCAAAAAAUUAAAUGUGCCUACACACAAAUAUUAGUGUUUAGUGACUGUAAUAAUCAAAGUAACAAAUUGUUAGUAUAGGUAAUAGCAUGAUUUGUAGUGAUAUUUGCCAUAAAUACCACGAGUGAUAUUUCAAAAUUGUUAUACGUAUUUUCACUCGCCUAAUUUGAGACAAUAUUAUUUUGAAAUAUCUGCAUGAGUGGUAUUUAUGCCAAAUAUCACGUACAAAUCAUGCUAUUAUUUGUUUAUACUACUACCCGCAAAAGGUUUGUAAUUUUCACAUGUAGGUAUUAAUAGUUUUAUUCUUGUAGAUGUACCUGUAUGCAAACAAAUUAUUGGGAUACUUCUGCUUAUUUUUUGUUUUUUGCUGACAGACAGCAUAGGUCUUCAUCGUGUGGAGAAUGUUAGUCAUACAAACACAGCUGCGACCCUUCAUGUAUAUAUCCCAGCUUUUGACAUGUGUCAGUCUUUUGACCAGCGCACAGGUCAUAAACGCAAAUGUCAAGUGACGUUCUGGAGCAAGUAUGGUGUCAGAACACCUUAUGUAAGUUUCUCUAAGUCAGAUCUUGACUCUGGUCAGUUCUAA